Messenger RNA from Caenorhabditis remanei, 2781 nucleotides. RefSeq lists its product as uncharacterized. Gene Ontology annotation, biological process: proteolysis. Gene Ontology annotation, molecular function: metalloendopeptidase activity. The transcript is spliced from 19 exons. The coding region runs from base 1 to 2781 and encodes 926 amino acids. The record is from RefSeq and is a predicted model, not a curated record. Lineage: Eukaryota; Metazoa; Nematoda; Chromadorea; Rhabditida; Rhabditidae.
AUGCCCUGGUAUUCACGAUGCACAAAUUCAUUCUCGGAAAUGAACCUCAAACUUAAGAUUGCAAUCUUGGUGAUAGCCAUUAUCCAUGUCACCAUUGCAAUCGCGAGAAAAUCAACAGAUGGUGUGGCUCACCAUCGACUGGUCCGUCUGCACACUAUGCUAAUAACCUCAACAGCGAUGUUGGCCACCUCCUUUUACAUAUGGAAACGGGUCAACUUUGCCAUAACAAAACACAGAACUCACAAAUCCGAGAGUGAGAUUUCUCUUGCGAAUAACGUAGAGACUGAGAGUGAUUUCGCAGCAACUACCCUUCUCCCAGGUCCAAAUCCAGUAGGAAACCGGCGAUUACGACUUCUCUGCUUCCAAGACAUUGCUCAAGCCCUAAUGCUCCUCUUCCUGUUUUUGUCACACAUCGCCCUGUUUUUCUAUUAUAUUUUACUUGGUCCGGAACCCAACGUCAUCGCCAUCACCAGUCUCAGCUUCAUUGCCUGCUACGCACACAUUUUGAUCUUCUUGAUCAUUGCUGAUAUCUUCUACUAUGCUACAAAAUUGAUCCACCACAAAGUGUCGGCCAACUCUGUGCAUACAUAUCUUCAUGAAAAUCGUAGCUUCCACAUCCUUCUCGCUGUGAUUCUCGGAUUUUUGUUUAUGUUCGGUGGACUCUACACAACACAUACGGAUCCGGUUGUUAGAAAAGCUAGCAUCCCGAUGAAAAGAUUUGCGUCAAACAGUGGAAAUGUGUCAAUUGCUCUUCUCUCGGAUGUUCAUAUUGGUCCAUCGGUUGGAAGAACGAGAAUAGCAAGGAUAGUUGAAUUGACCAAUGCAUUGAACCCAGAUAUAAUUGCUAUUGCCGGAGAUCUUGCUGACGGACUUGUUCGCGACUUCCAUGGAGCAGCGGAGCCACUUUGCAAUUUGAAAGCACCGGGAGGUGUCUAUUUCGCAACAGGAAAUCACGAGUAUAUGCACGGAAACGUCACCGAAUGGUUUUGGUUCCUCGAGAAUUGUAAUAUCACCGUCCUCCACAACCAGAACAAGCAUAUCAAGGUUAAUGGACAGAAGCUAUGUGUCGCCGGUGCUGAUGAUCUCUUCGCUGUUCGCGCUCAUGUACCUGGACAUGGAAUGGAUUUGAUGAAAGCUCUCUCCACCUGUGACUCCGAUUCAACCAACAUUCUACUUGCUCAUCAACCCAAUGCAGCCAAGAUUGUACUCACUAACCCAAAACUGAGCGACAAAGUCAACCUCAUUUUGUCCGGACAUACUCAUGGUGGUCAAAUGUAUCCAUUUGUUCCAAUCGUUCAUAUUGCUAACGCUUUUGUGAGAGGACAGUACUACGACAACAAAACGGACACAUACGUCUACGUUAGUGCUGGUGUCAAUUAUUUUGGGCCACCAAUCAAAAUGUUUGGAGCCUCAUUCCAAGAUAUGCUUGCGUAUCUAGAGCAUGUUCAGAAAAACGCUUACUGGAAUAAUUUAGAUGUGAUUAAACUAUUACCAAUUAUAAAAGAAAAGGAGAUGCUGCUCAGCAGUAAGGAGGACAUGAUCAGGUUUUUUACUGGUGUUUUCUCAAAAGUAUGUGAGAAAAACGAUGAACAGGCUGAGGACUUAUACAAACUAAUGGUUGAAGUAAUGGGAAGCAAUUAUUCGCAAGAUGAUGAAAACACCAGAAACAAGGGAAAAUCAACAUGGGAGACUUGUGACUCUCGUACGGAUUCGUUAAGAGAAGCACUAACUGAAUCUUCAAGACACACUCCGAUGGAUUUACUAUCCCAAUUCGAGGCAUGUGCAACUGAACAUGUAAACCUCGCCAAGAGUAUAAGCUCUCACUUGGAUGUUGACGUUCGACAGGGAAUUGAAGAAACAAAGAAAUUGGUUGAGCAGGUUUUAGGAAUUGCAGAGAAUCUUAUCAAGAGCACUCCAUGGGUCAAAAACCGGCACCUUGUUGCAAAAUUUGAGAAGAUUACUUCAGAAUUAAGAAUGCAUGAUAACUAUGGAAAAGAUUUUCAAAAAGUGACAAAUAUCUUAGUUGCAGUUGAGAAAACGUUCUUGGAGUGUAGGUUGUCGUACAGUUUUGUCGAGGAGUCGGAUUUGUUGUGUUAUAUAAUGACAGCUAGCGAACACCGUCUUUCCCAUGGCGACGAAGUUUUUUCGUUAGAUGAUAAUGCUUUUAAUAAUCAUCCUACACUUGCUUUUGGUUUCCCAAAUUAUCAUCAUACUCAAUAUGGUAGAGAAAUGGCUUCUAAACUCGGAUACACUGGCUUUACUGUCGGUCACGAAAUUGGUCAUACAUUUUUUGACAGUUAUAAUCAACCAGAACUCUUGCCAUAUUUUUCAAAACAAGUAGAUGAUUGUGUGCAGAAUCAGUUUAAUGCAACAUGCACGGAGUAUAUGGAAGACUCGUGUGCUACUACAGAUGAUUUUUUGGAUGAAAAUGGUGCAGACAUUUUUGGUUUACAAUUGGCUUAUGAGCUUAUGAAAGAAUAUUAUGGUUUUGAUAUUGGGAAUUUCAUAGAAAGACUUAACAUGACUUACGACCAAUUGUUCUUCUAUUCCUACGCAACGGGAUUUUGUAGUGGAUCACUAUCUUCUGUAGAACUUCAAGAUGAUGGGAAAUAUGAACCGCAUUCUGCUAACAAUAUCAGAAUUAAUACAAUUGCUCAACAUCCAGCCUUCCAACAAGCGUUCAACUGUCCGGCCGACUCGAGAAUGAUGCAAUCCGCUACUAAACAAUGUCAUAUUUACGGAAAUGAAGCACCGGAAACGAGAAGAAAGUUUUUAAUUUAA